Scophthalmus maximus (turbot) is the source of this 5929-nucleotide messenger RNA. RefSeq names its product FCH and mu domain containing endocytic adaptor 2 (gene fcho2). The transcript is spliced from 29 exons. Lineage: Eukaryota; Metazoa; Chordata; Actinopteri; Pleuronectiformes; Scophthalmidae. The record is from RefSeq and is a predicted model, not a curated record. The coding region runs from base 181 to 3273 and encodes 1030 amino acids. Gene Ontology annotation, cellular component: cytoplasm; plasma membrane; clathrin-coated pit. Gene Ontology annotation, biological process: clathrin coat assembly; synaptic vesicle endocytosis; clathrin-dependent endocytosis.
CCGAAGCGCCGGAGAGACGCAGCACAGCCGAGUGGAGGUGGAGUCUCGAGGUGGGGAGGGAGAAGAAAGGGGAGAGGAGGAAAACGGGGAAAGGCAGAUACAACAGACGGCGGAUGAUUAACUCUAUACAAGUUGCAUUACGACAGGGUUAACAGUUGCUGCGAAGAGGAAUAGAACAAGAUGAUAACGCCCUUCUUCCUAGAGCAUUUCUGGGGGGAAAAAAAUAAUGGCUUUGACGUGCUCUACCAUAACAUGAAGCAUGGCCAAAUAUCCUCCAAGGAGCUGACAGACUUCAUCAGAGAAAGGAGUACUAUUGAAGAGGCCUAUGCCAGGUCAAUGACCAAACUUGCCAAAUCCGCUGGCAACUUUUCUCAGCUUGGGACAUUUGCUCCAGUGUGGGAUGUGUUCAAGAGCUCGACAGAGAAGCUGGCAAGCUGUCACAUGGAGCUAGUGAGGAAACUACAGGAACUUAUAAAGGAGGUGCAGAAGUACGUGGAAGAGCAGGCCAAAGCACACAAGAAGACAAAAGAAGAGGUGGCGUCCACCCUGGAGGCCGUCCAGAACAUCCAGACCAUAUCUCAGGCUCUGCAGAAAUCCAAGGAGAUCUACAAUGCCAAAACUGUGGAGCAGGAGCGCCUCCGCAAAGAGGGGGCCACCCAGAGAGAUGUGGACAAGGCUGGAGUGAAAGCCAAAAAAGCCACCGAGACCUACAAAGCAUAUGUGGAGAAAUACGCCACAGCCAAGUCAGAAUUUGAACAGAAGAUGGCAGAAACUGCACAGAAAUUCCAAGACAUUGAGGAAAGCCACAUUCUCCACAUGAAGGAGAUCAUUCAGUCAUACUCGCAGUCAGUCGACGAAACACACAUUCAAAUAGGAGAGCUCCACAGUGAAUUUGUGAGGAACAUUGAAAACACCUCUGUGGAGAGCUUAAUACAGAAACUGGCUGAGAGCAAAGGAACGGGCAAGGAGAGACCAGGACCCAUUGAGUUUGAGGAGUGCAACACAGCUAUUGCUACUGAAGGAGCUAAACCCAGAAAGCGAAAACCAUUCGGCAUCCCAGGUCGUAGGAAAGACAAGGACACCGACUCCACGGAGUCUACAGAAGUUGAAGCUGCUAACACUGCCAAUGGCGCUCCCCCUGGAUACUAUGGGGCCAUAGACAUCCAGAAUGCUAAUGUUCCUCAAGUUGAUGCAGAGGGCUUCUGUAUCAGGCCAGAAGGAAAUGAAAAUGAUGCCAAAGAGAAUUCCUUCUAUUCGUCCAGCGACUCAGAGGAUGAGGAGGAGCCCAGGAAGUUCCACGUAGAAAUCAAGCCCGUUGAGCCAAACAACGGCACGCACCAGAACCGAGCCACCAUUGACGAGCUCAAGGCCUCUAUUGGAAACAUCAUCCUGUCCCCCUCCACCUUGGGACAGAUGCGGAGGAACCAGUCCAGGAUCACAGGAGUAUCUACAUUAAGCUCUAAGGCUCAGGGUCCUGGUGAUGAGCUGGCAAGAACCAGAGUGCCAACAUCGUAUGAACUGACAAACAACGACCUUCUGUCUCUGGACCCGUUCGGCCCGACUCUAGCAGCAGCCUCCACCUCCUCUGUGUCCUCAUCAGCAGCUGAGACUGUGCCACAACAGGAGCCCUCUCUUCCCUUGGCGGAGGGCCAGCAAUCCAAAGAUUUCUCCUCUUUCUCUUCAUCCACAUCCUCUCCGUGGGACUCGCCAGAAAACGCUUCCCAAGCACUCAAACCCGUACCGGCGCGGGCCCAGAGCGCCCCCAUCACCCUACCCACUGAGUCAGUUGACCCCAUCAGAAGCCCGGUCGCUGGCAACCCUCCAAAGAGCGUCGAUGCCUUCUCCUCCGUGUCCUGGUCCCAGAGCCAGUGGAUCACUUUCAGUGAUAUCUUUGCCCCACCUCGCCGCGAGGGCUCGGGGUCGAGCGUGAAGGAGCUCCAGAGGCCCCAGUCCGGCUCUGGCAGGUCAAGUCGAUUAUUCUCUGAUGACUCUGCUGACACCUACUGCAAAGAACCAGGCUGCAGAGAGGACAGCAGCUCCUGCUUCACUGACGUCUUCAUUGGCCUUACAGAUAGGGCGAUGAUGGCUGCAGCUCCACAAAACAAAAUAUUCAAUGUUCCUGUACCGAACCGACCCACGACCCCGCUGACAGCUGGAGCCCUUGUGCCCCCGCCACGACCUUCCUCCAGGCCCAAACUCUCCACUGGAAAACUCACAGGAAUCAAUGAGAUUGUGCGACCGUUCAGCCCACCCAAAACAUCUAAUGCCAGUCCUCCUCCUGCACCACUCGCCCGGGCAGAGAGUUCCUCCUCCUUGUCCUCAAAUGCCUCACUCAGUGCUGGCAACACCCCCACUGUUGAGGAUGAUGUGUUCAUAGCGAAGCUGCCUACCUUUGAGAAGCGCUGUGAAACACCAGCAGGGACCUCUCGCGGUCCCAGCCCUGUGACCCUGGCAUCCCAAGAUGCUUUGCCCAUUGCCGUGGCCUUCACAGAGUCGGUUAAUGCUUACUUCAAAGGAGCUGAUCCCACUAAGUGCAUUGUGAAGAUCACGGGAGACAUGACUCUGUCGUUCCCGAUGGGCAUCAUCAAGGUGUUCACCACCAACCCCUCACCGGCCGUCCUCACCUUCAAACUGAAGAACACCAGCAGGCUGGAGCAGAUCCUACCCAACCAGCAGCUGUUGUACAGCGAUCCUUCCCAAAGUGACUCGAAUUCCAAGGACUUCUGGUUCAACAUGCAAGCACUGACGUCCUACCUCAGAAAAGCCUCCGAUCAGAAUCCUUCAGCUUCCUACUUUAAUGUGGACAUCCUAAAAUACCAGGUGCUGUCUGAUGGGAUCCAUUCCACUCCUCUAAACCUGGCCGUAUAUUGGAAGAGUACGGCGAGUACAACCGACCUGAGGGUAGACUACCGCUACAACCCGGAUUCCAUGGUCUCCCCUGGGCCGCUCAGCAACGUACAGAUCUUAGUGCCUGUCGAUGGAGGCGUCACCAACAUGCAGUCUCUGCCCAACUCCAUAUGGAAUUCCGAGCAGAAUAAGUGUUUGUGGAAGCUGACUGACAUCACAGAAAAGUCUGAAAAUGAAGGUGCCGGAUCUCUGAGGGCCAAGUUCGAACUGUCAGAUGGCCCAUCAAACCCCUCUACUUUGGCGGUUCAGUUUAUGAGUGAGGGGAGCACCUUGUCCGGAGUAGACAUGGAGCUACAGGGGACUGGGUACAGACUUUCUCUCAGCAAGAAGAGAUUUGCCACAGGACGUUACAUGGCAGAUUCCUGAGGUGUCCCACCGCUCGUGUCCAUGUGAAAAAGAAAUCUUGCUUGACACACAACUUGGCAACUCUGCAAUACGCUCCUCAACCUCUGGAUCCACCUGAGAACAGUUGUGCUUUUGCCCAGGAGGCAAGAAUCUCACUACAAUAAAACAGCACUGAGUAUUGAACACUGUUAAAAAAAAAGAAAAGAAAAGAAAAAAAGAAAACUAAGAUGAGCUUUCAGGAACUGUGUAGAUAUGAAGUCUAAUAAUGCUUUCUCAUCAGUUCACUUUUGUAUAGUCAGAAACAAUUUAUGGAUUGAAUAUAAAUCUAUAUUGUAUUUGAAAUCAUAAGUGCACUAACAAUCUUUCAGAUGCUCUUUUUACUCGUAUAUUCAUUAUUUUUCCAAGAGUCUUUAAAGGAAAACAAAACCAUUUCUGUGUUGAAGAGAGGAAAAGAUUAGUGUCUCCCUCGUUGCCUCCAAACUGUAAAUAUUAACACUGAAUAUUCUGCUCAACCAGCUCUGGCUUAGUUCUCAAAUCAGUUUAGUUCGCUGAUUAUUCUCUUUGCCUUGUCACAGUGACUCUUGUUUUUUUUUUUUGAUCUAAUCUGUCUCAUCCUCUCUCUCUCUCCCGUUCUCUCUCUCUCUCUCUCUCUCUCUCUCUCUCUCUCUCUCUCUCUCUCUCUCUCUCCUUCUCUCUCUCGGCACAUGCUUGAUCUUUAAAAACAACAUUGAAGUGCUUUCAGACAAACGCAAAAAAAAAGAUCUGACCUCAGUGCCUCUUCUACCGUGGAUCAAUAGGCAACAAAAGUUCUCCAGUGUUUUACCCAGAUUUGGGUUUUCCAGAUUUAAGUUACACUUUUCUGUGGUAAAUAGCAUCGAGUUUUUUAAACAAUCACCCAUAAUGGGGUCUUUAAAAAAAGACCCCAUCAUUUUUUUAAUAAAAUUUUUUUUUUUGUUUUACAUUUUAAGCCCAUGAUUUUUAUUUUUCAUUAGGAAAAAACUGCUCAGCAAUCUUGACUGUAAAACAUUGUGUCAAAUGUUAUAUGAUUUUAAACAAAAUCAAGGGACAUCACCCAAAAGUCGGAGCUGUGUUUUUCUAAUCACACUUUUGUGCCCUAUUAAUUGAGGAAUGUGCCUGAAUCUAACUUUUCUCUACUUCUUUUGUAUACGACAGCACAGUUAAUGAGAAUAGCACCAACAAUGUGCCAGUUGUGUUUUUUUACUCCUCUAUUUGGAUACUGAAGGGAAAAUAUCAUCUCUUUUUACAAGCCAACUGUCUUCCAGAAAUGAAUUAGACUUUCUUUUCUUUUUUUUACCUCCUCAAUUUUUUAUUCAGCACUCGUCAGUUGACCUCAACCUCUCAUAUACUCAUUUUACAGUAAUGAUGUUAGAGAGCAGUAGCACAUUAAGGCCAAAUUAAUGAUUGAAAUGCCUUAUUACAACUGCUCACACACUUCUGUAAUCCAGUGUUGUUGACCGUGGUUAGAUACUGUGGCACAGCAUUGCCAUUGUAAUAGAUUACUGAUCUGGCUUGCCUUUCACACGAUGCAUGCUGCUUAAGCUUCAGCCUCCAUAAACAGCAGCAGCAGGCAUUGAAAAUGGAUGGGUGGAGAACUGCCACGUUUGACUCUUGAUGCUUCAUUCUUGCCUUUUACUAUUGAAGGGCUGCCGCUGCUGCUGCUGCUGUAGAGGCUGUCGUGCUUCUAGUUAGAGUAUUUAAUGUUAUAUGUAGGACAUAUUUUCUUUGUCUUCAUCUUUGAGAUAAUUCUGAAAUUGGUGUGUGAUCUGUUGACAUGUCUGGAGAUGCAAUAAGUUGCCCGGAAGCUGUGAUUGAAAAUCGACGAAACCUUGAAACCCUUCAGCAGGCAGGAGUGUCAUACACUGUGCAGCAUGUGGCCAAAUGACCUCUCCUGUAAGAUUUUAGGAAACAACCAUUCACAUCAGGCUUUAUGUUUGAGCGUGUCCUCAGUGCUAUGAAACAUCACUCAUUGUAGUUUCUAACUGGUUUACAGGCCAUUUAAACUCAUACCCAUAUUUGAUUCAUUCGAUGUCUCACUGGAAAUUGCGUGAUUCAUUUGAUUUCAGUCAGCAUAUCCUUCCAGGGUGAUUAAUUGUAAUCAUGAAUUCUUGAUGUUUUUAAUGUUUUGCAUGAUGCUUUUAGUACCUGGUUUAGGACUCAAGACCUUAAUAAUAUUUUAGAGCUCGACUCUUUCUGUCUGUCAAACUUUAAUCAGCCAAAUGUUCGCUAGUUGAAAUGAACAAGUUUACACUAAAUCCUAAAAUUGUAGCACCGGAUGUUUGAACAGUGAGAAAUCAGUAUAUCGCUCUCUGAUCUCUCCUGGUUUAUUAUAUCAGUGGUUUUGGUCAAGCAAACAUAUGCAUUCAUUAAAAGAAGAAAAAAAAGCUCAGAUUCUGUAAUUACAUUCAGUCUUAGCAAGCAGGUUCUUGCUGUCCCCACAAAACUUUCUAAUUAACUUUUGAAGGCUCAUUUUUAGGUCACUUUCAUUUUCUUUCUUUAUAUGUUCUAUGAAGAGCUUGAUUUUGUAAAUGAUUCUCAUAAAUUGUACAUUUUUACCAAUAUCAGCCACUUUCUGUCUCUACUUUAUGAUUUCUCAUUGUGCCUGUAUUAAAUGUGUAAUAUAUGAAUAUAUACAAAUAUAUGAAAAUGACUACUUUAA